Molecule: messenger RNA, 333 nt
Organism: Pestalotiopsis fici W106-1
Lineage: Eukaryota; Fungi; Ascomycota; Sordariomycetes; Amphisphaeriales; Sporocadaceae
Exons: 3
Coding region: 1-333 (110 amino acids)
Source: RefSeq, a predicted model, not a curated record
AUGUCUGGCCACGUUCUCUCCGAAAAGAGCGUCAACACGCACAACCUCCAGCAGAUGGACGCUUCGGCAGGCAACGGCAAAGCCAACCUUAAGAGCAUGGAGUACCACCGCCAAGUCCUCCAGAAGAAGAUGGAGCAGGAAAAGGAUGGAGAGAAGUACGUCUCGCCGUCGGAUGGCAUCAUGAGCCCCUGCACAGCAAAGCUCAAUGCGCUCCGCAACAAGCAGGUCGGCAAGGCCAAGCCCAAGUCGCUCUUUGCUCUAGCAUCGGCUAAGAAGUUUGACGGAGAGAACGUCUUCGGCGCCAGGAACGCAUCGCAGCCACUUGGCCAAUAA